UAAGAGUCGGCUUCCACAUUUGGCCAAUUUUAGAUUACAUAUUCCUGCACAUGUAGUGGACACGGAGUUACUUCAGCCACUACCGGAGGGUCUGAAGUUGGAGUUGAUAAUUAGCAAGGUUGACAGCGACACGAUAGAAUGGGCGUGUCGAGCUGCUUCUGCGCUUCAACCAAAGGAGAGCCAAUAUUGUUUUCUGUCCCUACUUGGUGUUGGCAAUAGCACACUGGUGUGCCACCGCCUGCUGGAGGCCCUCGUUCGCGACGGCGUGCAGAUGGCCAAGGAUGGCGCUCCUUGUGGUUUCCCCAAAAUUGGCCACGCAAGACGCGAGUCAAAUGAGGAAGAGCUUCAUGGCUCGGCUCGGCUGUCGGUUCCGAUCCUGGAGAGAGGACACCAUCUGGACCUACUCCUAGCGCCGCCCCAGUUUACCCUCUGAGGUCGUGCUUCUUUUCUAACUGACACAUUCUUCUGAGAAAAGAGGAAAACUUUCAUAUU
Molecule: messenger RNA, 492 nt
Organism: Penaeus indicus
Lineage: Eukaryota; Metazoa; Arthropoda; Malacostraca; Decapoda; Penaeidae
Exons: 4
Source: RefSeq, a predicted model, not a curated record